AUGUGGGAAGGAAUUUUCCCGGACAUUCUGAAUCGCCACACCAGGAUUCAUACGCAGCAGCAACCAGAGAUUGCAACAAGUCGCACCCAGAGGAGCGCCGCCUGUCUGCAAUGCGCUACUAGCCGGGUCCGUUGCACAAGAGGAGAUCCCUGCGCUCGCUGCGAAUCCAAAGGCCUAUCCUGUGAGCACCGAGUCCUGUCAGCGAGAAGACGGAGAGUGGGCAGCGGGGAGGAUAGGGUGGCAGAGAGAGACGCGCAUGUUUCGCGAACUGAGCAGGCACCCACCACAUCGCCCGAGCCAGGGGCCGUACUAGGCGAAGGUGUAGAUUGGCAGGGCCUGCGUGAUGCCUAUAGUGGUAAUGCUCUCGACUUGGAAAUGACAUACGGCCUCGGCAUGUAUGAGGUCGAUCCGACCAAUGAAUUUGCUCCCCGGCCUUUGUCUGCAAUUAAUUGGCUUUCACCGGACGAUAGGAACAUCCAGGAAUGGGCAAGUCAACUAGCUGGCAUCCCGGAUGGCGGUGUCUUUCCGACGUCGACGACCGUCGCCAUGCCAGCCGUCCCAAGUCUACCCCAGCUCCUCGGGACAGAGCCUACCUUGGGAUGGGCCCCUGCUAGUCAGUCAUCUACCGAUAAUGCGCAGAUAGAGACCCUAGCUGCGAUGACCAGUUGCCCCGAGGGUACAGAGAGACAGUCGUCGGAAACAUUGAUGGAUGGGGCAUCAUCGCGGAGCUCUCAAAGCACAGACGGGACCGCAUCGUCAUUGAGCCAAUGGUUAGCGGAAGAUGUCUACGACGAUAUUGUCUCAGGCGUCGAAGAGGAGACACAGGCAUCCUCAUCUCUUCCUUCGCUGCCGGCCUUUCGGCUCUGUGUGCAUCUUUACUUUGAGCGCCUGCACCCAAACUUACCUUUCCUGAGUAGAGCCUCCUUCAUAUCCGAGAAGCCACAUUGGAUACUUGCGCUGGCAGUGGCCGGGGUGGGAGCUGCGUAUUUGCGCUUUUCGCAAGGCUCACAAUGGAAAGACAUUCUGAUGCAAGCGCUGGAAGGCAUACUAUUGCGUCGACUGCAUCAAUUCAGACAUAAAGUAGAUCCCAAGCUACCUACAACCAGCACUUUCGAAACGGCGAACGAAGCCGAGGAACUCCUGCCCCUGAUCCAGGCCAAGGUUUUGCAUUUAUUGUGUAUGCUUCAUAGCUACACAUCAUACAUUACCCAGCGUGCAGUAUUUGACCGGGCGGAAUUAGUGCAGUGGUGCUCGUCUCUAAACCUAGUCCCGGACUCGGUGGGUAUCUUUGGAUUAAGUACCAGCGGCAAGGACAUCCAACAGUGGAAAAAGGUACAAUCCUCGCUGAGAACCGGAAUGAUGAUAUGGCUUUUGGAUUCUAUGGUGUCCUACGAGUUAAAUUGCAACCACCUCAUGAAGCUAGGAGACGCAAGGGGAUGGCUGCCCUGCCAUGAGAUGGCCUGGGAGAAUCCGUCCGCUGAAAAUAUUGCCUAUGCUGAAAGCGUUUCCAUCUCUCUUCUAGAUGCACUUGAUUUGAUUUAUAUCGAAAAACGAUUUCCCCGCAAGCUCAGCCAGUUCAGCCAGGUUCUGCUUAUCCACGCCAUCUACCGACGAACCACAGAGGUCGCCGAUCAGAGUCGCAUACAAUUGUCGUCAUGGAGUCCCACAGACAGCGCGCAGAUUUCCAGUCCGCGCCCAGCCUCUACUCAAGUCAUGUGGCCUCCAUCAAGCAGCAUCCUCGUGAAGUGGCGCAACGCGGCCUGUGACUCGCUGGAUGUCCUGCACUGUGCGGCGAAUAGCCGUGCUGCUGAAUCAUGCUGGGAAGAACCCACUAUCUUGUAUCUGCAUCUUGCUAGACUCCUCAUCCUGUCUCCUUUCAUGCACUUCCAAACACUGGCACAAGACCCGUUACUGCGAACUCGCAACGGACCCUCGGUAAAUGUGUCCCACCUGGAGAGAUUUGAGAAUGCCCGCAGUCAGGUCUUUCAAUGGGCGAUUCGCGAUCAGUUCAAAGCCCGGCUGUCUGUCGUCCACGCCGGGGCCUUACUAUGGCAUGUUCGACGCUUCAGCACCGACAAUGUUGUUGAGCCAUUCGCUGUCUAUAUCGCGACCCUCCUUCUUUGGGCAUACAGUCUUUCCGUAAAAACCGUCAGAGCUCAAGGAAGUACGACUCACCAAAACGCAAGCUGCAGCCAUCCACCUUCUCAUGACCAAAUUCCCGGUGAUGCCUCACUGGUAGACGAAGAUAACAUAGCAACCGACCAAUCCGAUGCAGAGCCGCGUUUUAUUUAUCUCGACCGGCCCUUAGACGAUGAACUUGUGCAGAUGUACAUCCGUGUCGGGAACAAGGUGUCCGCCCAACUCAAAGGGGUUGGAGAUAUUAGUAGUGACACUGCGCCAGUGAAAAUCCUCAAACAGGGAUAUUAUCUGCUCACAGGAGAGAGGUACGUGGGACAGAAUAGCUCAAGCACCACGGCGGGGGAGGUAAUCUUCCGCCCGUGGAACAUACAGCAAUUGUACGCGGCAACAAUACGGUGGUUGGUUGAAGCGAGUUAA
Messenger RNA from Penicillium daleae, 2556 nucleotides. RefSeq names its product Zn(II)2Cys6 transcription factor domain-containing protein. The record is from RefSeq and is a predicted model, not a curated record. Lineage: Eukaryota; Fungi; Ascomycota; Eurotiomycetes; Eurotiales; Aspergillaceae. The transcript has 5 exons. Gene Ontology annotation, biological process: DNA-templated transcription; regulation of DNA-templated transcription. Bases 1 to 2556 code for a protein of 851 amino acids. Gene Ontology annotation, molecular function: DNA binding; zinc ion binding; DNA-binding transcription factor activity, RNA polymerase II-specific.